CCAUCUUGAAGCAGCAAGCCCUGGAAUUAGGGCUUUAAUGGUAACAUUGUGUGACAUCUCAAAUUGUUAUUGGGCUUCACUAAUUGCCCAGCAUUUGUCAACACUCUUGAGUGUCUUGAGGAAGGACAGCUCUAGCCCUCUCCCCAAUUGUUUGUUUUGAAUACAUACAUACAGCCUUAACAUAUCUAUUAUAUGACAAAAUGGUUUGGCCCUAAGGUUAGCCACACGUUAGUUCGUCCACACCCACUUAUUUACAAAAUCAAGCUGUCAAAAUGUCAACUCACAUUGCUCAUAAGCAAGAUGAAAACAGAAAAAAGAUGAUAUCAUACAUGCAAGGGAGCAAAUGGCCAUGAUUCUAAAACAAGACAGACAUGGUGAGGCAUCAAAAAAAGUAAGGUGGCACAUUGUUGUUGCAACAUACAAUCUGACAACAUGUGGUCCUUAUCAUGUACAGCAGCCUACUAUUGUAUAGGCUAACAUUACCUGGCUGGCUGGGGGCCACUACAGUAUGUUAUUUCUAAUUUAAGUGGUAAUCUACCAGCUGGCUAAAUAAAAGUAAAGAAUUAAAAUAAAGAUGCAACUUAUAAAAAUCUAUUUGUCUCUACCAUGUCACAAGCCCGAUGGAUGGUUUGGCACUGCUUUCAACAGAGAGCCAGUUGGCACAGAAUCUGGACUUCAAGGACCUAAAACAUGACUUUAAGGACCUAAAACAUGACUUCAAGGACCUGAAACAUGACUUUAAGGACCUAAAACAUGACUUCAAGGACCGCAAACAUGACUUCAAGGACCUAAAACAUUACUUUGCUGCCAAAAAGUACCACUGGAGGAUGGCGACAUGAGGGCGUUACUUCACAGAGAUCACAGUGGUGAUGUGUUUUACAUUUGCUUACUUAGUCUCCAUGUGUGAAGCUCAUCGUGUUCUACAUAAAAUCGACUUCUAUGAGGCUAAGCCUCUAUUCUAGGCUAAGCCUCUAUUUUGAACUUUUUUAAACAAAUCAAGUUGAGGUAACAAUAAAAGCACGGCGUUGAAUAUUCCAAGCCUGUUGUGAAGCGGAUUUUUACUUUCAUUGGGGUGGGAGCGAGGGCCUGUUGAAAUGAUUAUGUCCCGGUCCCCAGCACUAUGUGCACUCUCCCUGGCUGUCUCCAACUAAAGCACAGCACGGUGCUCUUCCAACGCAAGGCAGAGCGGCCCUCAUGUUAAAUGUCCCCACAGGACUCUCAUCUCUUCAAAGAGCAUGUUUUUGCAUGUGACAUGAUGAUCUGUGAUUGCACAAUAUGCACUGCUGGUAUUUGCACUCUUGCAGUUAUGUGUGAUAAUUGCGUGGGCAAUUUGAUUGAUUUUACAGUUUGGUGAAUCUAGACAGAGAUUCACUGUUUAGUCCGUAGCCUGUGGGGGAGAUGCCAGAGGCACGAUUUGUACCCCUGAGUGUUUGUUAUGUUUCUUUGCUAUUGCGUUGAACCAGAAAAUGAGGCUGGUGUGAUAGAAAUUGGUUAGUGGUCACUCCCUGUGUCCGUGCUUCUGAGAUACACUUUGCCGACUUUAACCACUUCAUACAGACAAUGUUGAGAACAAUAAGAAUAAUGUGAUAACUGAAUGUGGAAAAAGUGAUGACUGUUUAUUUUAUUUAUUUUACUGUUUCUGAGUCAACCAAUAGUUAGCGGUUGAUUCGGCUGUGUCAGAGAAAAGGAACAAUAUCUUUUCUCGCUUUCGCAAUAGAAGUAAUGUCUUUCCAAGUGAAACCAGAUGGAUCACAUAACAAUGCAGAUCAGUGACUGUUGUGUCUUAAAUCUCAGGCUGGGGCCAUGGUUUACUGAGACACUGGUAGUUUCAAGCCUUUUUUUGUCCAGAGGAAACCUGGGUGUGGGGAGUCUCUUGUGUCCAGCAUCCUUCUUUGAGCCAUACCACAUCCCUUGCACCCUUCUGCUGUUUUGUCAGACGGACCCUGAUCUCCGCAGCCUAAACUGAGCCGCCCCCUCCAGAUGCUUUGCCCCAGAGAGUUCACACAGCCCGCGACCUCCCCUGCUUUUAUCAUGCAGUAGGAAAGGCGGGUCUUGGCCAUGUUUAAACUGACUUGUCCAGAUAUGCUCGUGCAGAUAGAGGAUUGAGGGAAUCGGGUGUCGAGUGGGAUGUGGAGAGGGGAGGGGGGGGCCUUGUGUGUCAUUUGGCCUCGUGGUAAAGACUUCCUUCCUCUCCUUCAAGCGAGUGUGGAGCCUUCAUACUGCACUGGUCUUCCCUAAAGUGGAAUGUCAUAUACUGAAUAACAAAAACUGAAAAGGUGUAAGGACCUUACAUUGACAACAACAAACAAGGAGACCUGCUGUGUGCUGAUACUCGAAAUGUCUGAUGUUAUAACACCGCGGUUUGACCUUUGACUGUGACGGCAUCCAGUAGAGUUGAGAGAGGAGAGACUCUGGAAGAUUCACAGGACUGCUGGGGAAUCCUCAAUGCUGGUGGAAACCUUGACAACCACACUGCCCUCUCUCUCUCUCUCACCCCCUGUUUCCCUUCACCCUCCCCUAUCUCUCUCUCUCUCUUUCCCUAUCCCCCACUCUGAUUUUUCUCUCCACAAUACCUCUGGGAGGAACUCAGUUGCUGGCAGGAGAGGACUGUUACUGCCUGCCAAAUAAAGGGAAAGAGAGAGAGAGAAAAGAGGCAGAAGAGGCAGCUAGAUGAAGAGUGAUAACUAAAAUAGUGGAGAUGCUCCACAAACUGAGUAAACUGAGGCUGAGAUAGAAAGCACCGGAAUGACUUCUGAAGUCGUCACCACCAUCGCCAUGGUGAUGAUGGAAUAACCACCACAUCUUUCUUUUCACUGGAGGACUAUCUUUUUUGUAUUUUUUUUCUUCUUUGGUGCCUAUGAGCUCUCAUCAUGCCAGCCAAAGGGAAAUACCUGCUGAACGACCAAGAGCUCAAACAGGAAGCACUGUACAGGAAGUUUUCCGGCAUCAGUCAGUACCAGCCGCUGGUGCUGCUGCUGGGCCUCUCCAUGCUGUCCUGUGCCAUCCUACUCAUCCUUUUCUUCUCCCUCAGCCUGAGUGCGGAGAAGCACAAGGCGUUUGUGAGCGUGGUGAGCUGUGGCCUGUGUGUGUUCCUGGCCGUGUUUGUGUUGGUGUGCACCGAGGUGGUGUCCCAGCGCUGGCGCCGGCUGCUGGGCCUGCUGGUGUGGGCCACGCACCUCACCAUGGGCUUCACCUUCGUCUUCAGUGGGGAGCACAUCUGGCCCUGGGACCAAGUGCCAUUCUUUCUCUUCAUCAUCUUCACAGUUUACACCAUGCUGCCAUUCCAGAUGGCCUAUGCAGUCAUCCUUAGUGUCAUCACCUCCGUGUCCCAUAUCAUUGUUCUGAGCCUACGAUUGGCUGUCUUCUACCCCUCCGACAGUCAACCCCUCCCUCACUUAGCAAAUCAGAUACUUUCCAACGCUGUAAUAUUUCUGUGUGGGAGUGUGGUGGGAGCCUUCCAUAAGAUUCUGAUGGAGAGGGCUUUGUGGCAGACCUUUAAGGACACGCUCAGCUGCCUGAGUAUCCGCAUGAAGCUGGAGAUCGAGAAGAGACAGCAGGAGAACCUGCUGCAGUCCGUGCUCCCAGUCUACAUCUCCAUGAAGAUGAAGCUGGCCAUCAUGGAGAGGCUGCGGGAGUGCAAGGACAAGGAAGAGCAGCAGCGUCUGGUCAAAGACAACAACUUCCACAGUCUCUACGUGAAGAGACACGAGAAUGUCAGUAUUCUCUACGCGGAUAUUGUGGGCUUCACACGACUGGCUAGUGACUGUUCUCCCAAAGAACUAGUGAUCAUGCUCAACGAGCUCUUUGGGAAGUUUGACCAGAUCGCCAAAGAAAAUGACUGCAUGAGGAUAAAGAUUCUUGGAGACUGUUAUUAUUGUGUGUCUGGUCUGCCUGUGUCUCUGUCCAAACAUGCCAAGAACUGUGUGAAGAUGGGCCUGGACAUGUGCGAGGCUAUUAAACAGGUGCGCGAGGCCACCGGCGUCGAUAUCAACAUGCGUGUGGGUGUGCACUCUGGGAAUGUCCUGUGCGGCGUCAUUGGCCUGCGCAAGUGGCAGUUCGACGUGUGGUCACAUGACGUCACCCUGGCCAAUCACAUGGAGUCAGGGGGUUUGCCCGGGCGAGUGCAUAUAACGGAGUCCACCCUUAAACACCUGAACAAGGCCUACGAAGUGGAGGAGGGCAACGGCCCAGAGCGAGACCCCACCCUGAAGGAGCUGAAUGUGCGCACCUACCUAGUGAUCGACCCCAGGUCCAAGGACCAGACGCAGAACAAGAGCACCGCCAUAAAGCCACGUGUGAACGAUGGGCUGAAGAUGCGGGCGUCUGUGCGAAUGACGCGCUAUCUGGAGUCCUGGGGGGCCGUCAAGCCCUUCGCCCACCUGCAGAGCCGUGAAGGCUUUCCCACCGACACCAUGGUCAACAGCAAGGCACGCUGCAAGGACAUUCCAUUGAGAACACCGCAAUGCCCUAAAAUCUCAGAAAGCUUUGAUGAGUCUCUAGAGGAGCCCUUCUCCUUGCCUGCCCCUCCGAUGAGCACAUAUAAAAACAAAUCUCAGAAGAGCAAGUUUGAUGAGGAGCUUCACAAUGAGAUGAUCACUACCAUCGAUGAGCUGAGCUCCAGCAAGCAGUGGGUUAAAUCCGAGGAGAUCCGCAGCCUGACCAUGUGGUUCACUAAGAAAGAUCUGGAGAAGCAGUACAGAGCCAUCGACCUGCCCAGCUUUAAGUACUACAUAGGAUGUGCCACAUUCAUAUUCUUCUGCAUCUUUGUGGUCCAGGUGUUUGUCACCAGGGAUCCUGACAGCCUGGCCAUUGGGUUUGGGGUGCUGUCGUGUGUCCUUCUGUUGACCCUGGGCAUCUGCUUCUCAGGGCAUUUACAGCGCCUGUUCCCUGAGAAGCUUGCCUCCUGCCAGUGGCUCCCUGCCGUCUCUGAGGCCGUGGUGAAGAGACCCUGCGUGCGCCUUCCACUGGCAACUAUCGUCACGGCGAUGAUCAUCAUCAUGGCCCUUUUUAAUCUAUGCUUUCUCACAUCGCCUAGGCCUGCACAGUGCAGCUGUGGUUUGGACCGGGGUAAUAACAGCACCUCUCACACAGACAGUGAGCUAUACUACCUACCUUACUCGGUGUAUAGUUGUAUUCUUGCGCUGAUAGCCUGUGGGGUGUUCCUGAGGAUGAGCUUUGAGCUGAAGGUGUUGUUCCUGUCUGUGGCCUCUGCGGCUUACUACAUCAUCAUCUUCUACUCACAAGAGUGUCUGUUUACAUGCUAUGGCAAGAUCCUCUAUAAUGCCACCAACGGAAGCAGUAAUGAGGAGGUCUUGAGGGUGGCAGGACUCAUCAAACACCCUCAAAUAAUGAGCUGCAUAUACAUCACCCUCUUCCUGGUCACCAUGCUCCUCAUCUCUCGACAUAAUGAGCACUGCGGCCGUCAGGACUUCCUUCUCAAGAACAAGAACCGCACGGAACAGGACGAGAUCAUGACACGGGAGAACCUGAACCGGCUGCUCUUGGAGAACGUGCUGCCGGCCCAUGUGGCUGCACGCUUUGUUGGGGAGAACAAGAAGAAUGAGGACCUUUACUACCAGUCUUAUGACUGUGUGUGUGUGAUGUUCGCCUCGGUCCCAGACUUCAAAGAGUUCUACACGGAGUGUGACAUCAACAAGGAAGGCCUGGAGUGUCUGAGGCUUCUGAAUGAGAUCAUCGCUGACUUUGAUGAGGUGUUGUCAAAGCCGAAGUUCAGCGGCGUAGAGAAGAUCAAAACGAUCGGCAGCACGUACAUGGCAGCAGCGGGGCUCAGUGCAAGUCCUGGCCAGGAAACGAAUCAGGAGAGGCAACAGGCGCAGAUUGGGAACAUGGUGGAGUUUGCCAUUGCUCUGAUGGGAAAGCUGGAUGGCAUCAACAGGCACUCCUUCAACAGUUUCCGGCUACGCGUCGGUAUUAACCAUGGACCCGUAAUAGCUGGGGUCAUAGGGGCCAGAAAGCCUCAGUAUGACAUCUGGGGAAACACUGUAAAUGUCUCCAGCAGAAUGGAGAGCACUGGGGAGUUGGGCAAAAUCCAGGUGACAGAGGAGACGUCGGACGUCUUGCAGAAGCUGGGCUACUCCUGCGAGUGCCGGGGCCUCAUCAACGUCAAGGGGAAGGGCGAGCUGAGGACCUUCUUUGUGUGCACGGACAUGAGCAAGCAGGGUAUGGGCCUGAGCUGAGGCAGGGGUCUCUCCACCCACCAUCAACAGCAAGUGAAGCUGCUGCAGAAACGGUUACCUCCGGAAGUUCCAUUACAAUAUAUCCAUUUGACGUGAAAAGCCUGUUAUUCCAGACCAGAGCUGAACUAUUGCCGCAGCAAUCCCAGUGCUCGAAAAAAUUGUCCUCACUGCUAACAAUGGAGUGGGGAACAAAGAUGGAGAACAUUUUGGCUUUUGCAUAGCGGUCUGCUGUUUCCCCCCCCCCCCUCCUGCUCUUUUGGCCUGAGAGCACACUACACCUCAUGGCCUCUGUUUGAUGAUCUUUGUGGGAACACCAACACAACACCAUCUUGGAUUUACAGAUAGUAGUCAGCAGGUGGAAUUGCAGGAUACCACUGAGAUUAACAAGCCUCUGUAUUUUUCUCCCCUCAAGAAUGACUGGGAACCAACUGGCCUGAGCACUGUUCAAACGCUGUUUGUCAAAAUACUGAAGUCGUUCUUGAUACCAGAAAGACCAUGACCGUGUAUCUCUAGAAGUGAUCUUUUUCAAUCUGACACUUGUGACAGGAUUUGAUAUUUAUACACGGCACAUGACAUUUAUACGUAUAUGCCAAAUAUGUGUAAAUGCUGAAGGACCGCCAACUAUGGACAAUUAACACGGGCUCGGUCCAUCUGUUACCGUGUAAUGUACAACUGCAGUGUGACAUCUCGACUGAAUCCAAGAUUUCAAAACACUGUUGAGGGGGGAGGGGAGAUUUUGGAACAAGGAAAUGAUGGCCUUUUAGCCUCAGUCAUAGAUGGAGCAAGAUCUCAAAAGGUUAAAUAAGAAGUGGGAAGCCGAACCCAUCAUACUUUUGUCAGCAUGUGAAAAUGACUUCAGUAUGUUCUGCACCUUUUGUCCAACUCCAAUUUAGAGUCCCCUUUCUUGGAGCUGCUCAUGUGUCUUGUGUUGCACUCAACAUCUUCUGCUUUUAACUUGUCGGUUUUGACAUCCUCUGUAUCCUUCUCUGCCUUGUCUUUGAGAACGUGGGCUCCGUGCUGGUCUCGGCAUACGCUCAGAGGGAAUUGCUGGUCAAUAAGAGAUAAUAUUGUUGUGUAUUUUUGGCUUUCCUGGAAGCAUUUAUUGCUAUGGGCAUUAGUUGAGCCAGGGACCAAAAAAGAACAUUUCUAUGUGCCUCUGGGGGGAAAAAAAUGGUCUUGUGUACCUUGGUUGCAUAACUUUUGAGUGCAAAACUUUCUAACUGUAAAUGCUGUGCUGCCUUCUGUGCUUUUUAUAAGCAAUAGCUUUGAGGAACAUUGUGUGCAUCUCCCCAACAUUUUGUAUAGUAUGUGUGUAAUAAAUAUAUACCAUGUCGGGCGUUACUUCA
Clupea harengus (Atlantic herring) is the source of this 7543-nucleotide messenger RNA. It is a transcript of the gene adcy7, whose product is annotated as adenylate cyclase 7. Gene Ontology annotation, molecular function: adenylate cyclase activity. NCBI's taxonomy places the organism in Eukaryota, Metazoa, Chordata, Actinopteri, Clupeiformes, Clupeidae. Gene Ontology annotation, biological process: intracellular signal transduction; adenylate cyclase-activating G protein-coupled receptor signaling pathway; adenylate cyclase-inhibiting G protein-coupled receptor signaling pathway. Gene Ontology annotation, cellular component: plasma membrane. The record is from RefSeq and is a predicted model, not a curated record.